UUAUCUAAAGAUAAAAACUUUAGCCAGUAUUUGGAAUUUGCUUCAUUACUUGGCUUUAAGGCUUAAUAUUAGUAACAUGGUGGCUUUAGUGAACUUUUUUAAAAAAGCUUUCCUCUUCUACCCACACAGUCCUAUUUGAGUCCCUUAGUCAGUCAGCAAGCAUGUUUGGAACAGUCCCUGGUCCUUUGCAAGGGCUCAUAUUGCAGAACAGUCACGUAUUUGGGUAUUUGUCGUUAUAAAUACUUGACUGUUCUCCAGGGGUGGGGUUUCCAGCCCUUUCAGCAAUUCCGUUGAGCUGGCUCUGUGCUCUAAGUGUCUGAAUUGAUUGCAGUAGGACAUCUUUCACUGAGAAAUAAAUAAAAUGGAACAGAAUGGGUCUGCUUCAAAUGCUGAUAAAAUCCCCCAGAAUCGCCUGUCGAGUAUUACCGAGGAUGAAGACCAAGAUGCUGCUCUUACCAUAGUGACUGUGCUGGACAAGGUAGCCACCAUCGUGGACUCUGUUCAGGCGAGCCAGAAGAGAAUAGAAGAGAGACACAGGGAAAUGGAAAAUGCCAUAAAAUCUGUUCAGAUUGACCUGUUGAAGCUUUCACAGUCACAUAGCAAUACAGGCUAUGUCAUUAACAAGCUGUUUGAGAAAACCCGAAAAGUCAGUGCUCACAUUAAAGAUGUGAAGGCCCGGGUGGAGAAGCAACAAGUUCAUGUGACAAAAGUUGAAACCAAGCAAGAGGAAAUAAUGAAGAAAAACAAAUUCCGUGUGGUGAUAUUCCAGGAAGAGAUUCGGUGUCCAACAUCUCUGUCUAUUGUUAAAGACAGAAACCUAGCUGAGAAUCAGGAGGAGGAAGACGAAGUCUUUGAUCCCCCAAUAGAUCUCUCUUCAGAUGAAGAAUAUUAUGUUGAAGAAAGCAGAUCUGCCAGGCUCAGAAAGUCAGGCAAGGAGCGCAUUGAUAACAUCAAAAAGGCCUUUUCCAAAGAAAACAUGCAGAAGACACGGCAGAAUUUUGACAAGAAAGUGAACAGAAUUAGAACUAGAAUAGUAACUCCAGAGAGGAGAGAAAGGUUAAGGCAGUCGGGAGAAAGGUUGAGGCAGUCCGGAGAGAGGCUGAAACAGUCAGGGGAGAGAUUUAAGAAGUCUAUUUCUAAUGCUGCUCCCUCAAAGGAAGCUUUUAAGAUGCGAAGCCUGAGAAAAGCGAAGGACCCCACAGUGACCCAAGGUCGGGACGGGGACAGGGAGAUGGGCGUGGAUAUCAUUGCAGGGAGCCCAUCUCUGGGCCCUGUUCAUGAGCUGCACACUGAUGAGCUCAGUGACACAGAACAGGAGGCCACCAGGGUGGGGUAUGCUCCCCGAGAAGGAGAGGAUGUCCCAACCCCCGAGCCUUUAAAGGUUACUUUUAAACCUCAGGUGAGAGUGGAGGAUGAUGAGUCUCUUUUGUUAGAUUUAAAGCAGUCUUCAUAAAAAGAGAAAUUAAGAGUCAGUCUACAUCUCCUUAAUCAUGCAUUUUUAGUUUAACUAGCCAUUUACUUUUAUUUAUAUACUAUGUAGGAAAAAAAAUGGUAUGACUAUUUCAUUUCUUAUGAUCCUAUAAAUAUUAUAUACUUUUUCUUGUAACUUCCUUGGGUAUGAUUCUAGCAGCUUUUUCUCUUACAUCAUUCUUUCUCAUGACAGCUGUGGCUUUGUAAGUUCCUUUCUCUUGGCCACCAGGAAAAUAGUUGCCUAACUCAGGCCAGGUAGAUAUUUGGGCAUCCAAAACAAAUGAAGGACAAAUUUGUGCCCAACAUUUCCAAGUGAAGUCCAAAUUUUGGUCUAGAUUGUUCUGGCCAGUCUCAAAGUGGGGAGUAACUAAUGUGUGGAUUAUAUCACCCAGAUGUUUGAAUCAACAGAUUCUUUCAUAAGUCAGGAAUCAACAUCCCUUUUGAAGAUUUUACAUAAAAAAAAAAAAAUUGAAGUUCUGAACUUGUUUUAGCAUCAUAGCUUUAUUAAUGGUGAGAUACCUGGCAA
Sciurus carolinensis (gray squirrel) is the source of this 1996-nucleotide messenger RNA. It is a transcript of the gene Cavin4, whose product is annotated as caveolae associated protein 4. The record is from RefSeq and is a predicted model, not a curated record. NCBI's taxonomy places the organism in Eukaryota, Metazoa, Chordata, Mammalia, Rodentia, Sciuridae. Gene Ontology annotation, biological process: regulation of gene expression. Gene Ontology annotation, cellular component: caveola; cytoplasm. Bases 362 to 1453 code for a protein of 363 amino acids. The transcript is spliced from 2 exons.